Messenger RNA from Thermochaetoides thermophila DSM 1495, 1923 nucleotides. RefSeq lists its product as uncharacterized. NCBI's taxonomy places the organism in Eukaryota, Fungi, Ascomycota, Sordariomycetes, Sordariales, Chaetomiaceae. The transcript has 8 exons. Gene Ontology annotation, molecular function: zinc ion binding; DNA-binding transcription factor activity, RNA polymerase II-specific. The coding region runs from base 1 to 1923 and encodes 640 amino acids. Gene Ontology annotation, biological process: regulation of transcription by RNA polymerase II. The record is from RefSeq and is a predicted model, not a curated record.
AUGGCUGGUCCUGGUGGUGGUCCCCCUCGGCGGAGUCACACCAAGUCCCGAAAGGGAUGUGACACUUGCAAGCGUCGCCACAUCAGGUGCGACGAGAACUUCCCUCAGUGCCGCAACUGCACCAAGCACAAAAUCCGUUGCCCUUACAAUGACCAGGCGCCCCCAGACAGGUCUGGUUCGCCUGACAAGCCCGAUCUGAUGUGGACCCCUGAGAUCGAGGCAACGAUCGACCAGUGGCGCCGCACUGGCAUGUUCCCGUUCCCCAGGCUCGGAAUCUACCCGGCGCCUUCUCCCGAGCGCCUUACGACCGAAGAUCUGAGGUUGAUCCACCAUGUGGCUUCCAUCUGCGAUCAGAUGCAGGAGCUCGACGCCAAUGACUUCACGCUCUGGACCCGGCAGAUCCCCACGAUCCUUCGGAUCGGCGCGACCCACAGUUACGUCUUGCAUGCCCUGCUGGCUUUUUCUGCCAUGCAUCUGGCAUACUUGACGAACUGCCCGGCUGUCGGCAACAUGGCGUACGAGCACCGUGGUGUUGCCUUGAGUGGCCUUCAGGAAGCCAUCAAUACCUUUUCCAAGGAGACUUCGGACGCUAUCCUUGCCGCUUCUCUGGUCCUUUCAUGGCAAGCCACAGAUUGGCGGAGCUGGACCCAGCUGAUGCAGGGUACCUCAUCGAUCAUCGAGGCGAUGGAUCCAUGGAAGCAUGAGUCUCAAUUCGGCGAUCUCAUUGCCGAGAUUAACAUAUUCCCCACGACGCCAUCCUCGCCUACCCCAGAUCAUAGGUCCAACCAGCCUUCCGAGGAGGACCUCGAGGCUUUCCAGAAGGCUCUGCAGCAGCUUCAGAAGCUAGAGACCCGUCUCAAGAAAAAUCGCGAAGACACGAAACCUGUUUCUCAGCUCAUCACCUUCCUCAAGGGCUCGCGCAAAGUCACGUCCUCCCUGUCGGUGGCACAGCAGUUUGAUCGUUUGAAGCCUCUCCGCACUUGGCUCUUCUGGCUGCCUGUUUCAUACCUCCAGCGGAAUGGGGUAUCGCCAAGCGCUUUGGUUGUUAUUGCUCACUACUAUACGGCCGCCCUCCUGAUGGAGCGCCUAUUUCCAGAAAUUGGUGCGGCUUACUUUGGCAGCAUGACGAUCAACCCUGUUGAAGAGAUCGCCCGUCGCUUGUGUUCCCUUAACGCCUCCGGACAGCUCCAGGGCAAUCUCCAGACCCCCCUUGCUUUGAUGGAGUUUCCCAUCGAGACUGUCAACGAGUUUCGCUCACGGAUGGGUUGGGGUCACCCUAUGCGCACGUCACCCUACGCCCAUUUUGACACUCCUGGCUUCUCUAUGAACGAAACGUCGCCGUUGAUGAUGCCAGCCGGUGUGUCUCCCGAAUACCUCCCGUACGGCGACAGUGUGACUUUCAGCUACAGCACGGAGGAUCUGUCCGUCAUCCCCGAAGCCGGCACAAAUAACGGUGUCAGCCCGCUUCAGCUGUCGCCCUCAUUCGCCAACACCCAAUAUCUUAGCAUUCCCAGCCCAUCUUACGGAGCUUACAGUCCGGCAUCGAGCACGUUUGGCGACUUCAGCGAUUUUGGCGAUGCUUCUCCAAUCAUCUACAGCGAUGCCGAAGACUCUGCCACUGGACCCUAUGGCAUCGGGUAUACGGCUGCCUCGCCCAUGAUGGGCGGUGCCAACACUUAUGGCGUUGGGACUCCUCUCAUCAGCACAUCUCCGGACUAUCCGCCGCCCGAGGAUCCUUUUGCCUGGCUUCCUGCUCCAUCCCCGGCUUUCCUGCCUUCGCCCUUUUUGGAUCCUAAGCAGCAACCCAUCUUCUCAGUUCCCGGUUCCCCGAUGAUCGCUCAGGACAAAAGUAGUGCGCCAUCCGAAACUGUCCUCCCCGCUUCACAAAGCCCUGAGAAUCCUGAGAAAGGCUCCACGAAUUAG